GGUACUCUCGAAUCCCUCAAUUCCAAACACCAAAAAUUGAGAAAAGAAAAUAAAAGAAAGCAGCCAAACAGAACCUUGAAAAGCCGACGCAAAAAAGCGGAGGUUUAAUGAUGAGUUUCAAAAUGUGAUAACUUGGGAAGAAGAAGAAGAAGAAGAAAGUGUUGAAGUUGAAAAUGAAUGUCUCUCUGAUGUCACAAAACAACCACACUCUCCAUUCUCAUUCUCCAUAACCACAACCAACCUUCUAAAUCUUCAAAUCUCUCUCUCUCUCUCUCUCUCUCCAGCUAUCUCUUCCAAUGAAGCAGAAACCAUUCCAACACACUCGAACCAAAAACAACGACAACGCCAUAACUCACCCUUUUAGAUGAAGAUUCCCGCCAACGCUACCGUCGCCGUCAUCUCCGUCUUGUUCGUCUUCUCCAUAAUAGCGCCAUCCUCGUAUGCCCUUGGCUCAGGCACCACCCUCGCUGUAACUGACGCCUCAUUCGAGAAUCUCGCCGUCGGGGACUCCCAGGUUUGCGCCACGGUUGUGGGAACCGGAACGGCGACGUGUUGGAGAACCGGUAGAAGCAAAGGUUCCGACUUUUCAUCUGGGUCGGACCGGUUCGCGUCCAUAUCAUCAGGGUCGGGUUUUUCAUGUGGUAUUUUGAAGGAAAGUUCUCGAAUUCGGUGUUGGGGAAGUAACGCUUCCGUUGCGGAUUCCAUAGAGAGUGAGUUUCGAAACGUUUCAAUGUUGAGCAUUGUGGCUGGCGGUUCACACUUGUGUGGUUUGAAUUCAACUGGGUUUUUGGUGUGUAAAGGAAGUAACAGUUUUGGGCAAAUUGAGGUUCCUCAUCAAGGUGUUGCUUUUGAGUAUUCUGGUUUGGCUCUCGGUGAUUCUCAUAGUUGUGCUAUUAGAAGAUCCAAUGGUUCUGUUUUUUGUUGGGGUGACAACGGAAUUUUCAAUGCUAAUUUCACAAAAGGUGUGUCUUUUGAGGUUAUUGUUUCUGGGUCUGAUUUUAUCUGUGGAUUAACGACAAGAAAUUUCUCUGUUUUGUGUUGGGGUCCUGGUUGGUCAAAUGGUUCUGAUUCUGAUUCUGAUUCUGAUGUUGUGGUUCCUUUUUUGUCUCCGAUUCUUCCGGGUCCUUGUGUUCAAUCUUCUUGCAGUGAGUGUGGUAUCUAUCCUCAAUCUCAAUACUUGUGUUCUGGUUUUGGUAACAUUUGUAAGCCUAAGCCUUGUGGGGCUCAAGUGCCGGUGAUGCCGGCUAGGCCUCCUGCGGUGGUGCCAUUGCCGGCGGCGGCGCCAUCUUCUCGGUCAAAGACCUUGACAACAGGGUUGUUGGCAUUUGCCAUAGUUGGAUCAGUGGGUGCUAUUGCUGGAGUUUGCACUCUGCUUUAUUGCUUGUGGAAUGGUGUUUGUUUAGGGAAGAAGAAAAUUCAUAAUUCUGUUCAACCAACCAUUACUAGAGGUGGCAGUUCCAAUAAUGGUGGGGCCGUUCAAUCCAAUAGCCCGCUGUCGAGAUCAAUGACCGUUAGGCGUCAGGGAUCGAGGAUAAUGCGGCGGCAGAGAAGUGGAACCUCGUCAGCCAAACAUCCAGACAAGGCUGAGGAGUUCACCCUGGCUGAUCUUAGUGCUGCCACCAAUAACUUUUCACCCGAAAACAAGAUUGGGGCUGGAAGCUUUGGCAUUGUGUACCGAGGAAAACUCGCUGAUGGACGCGAGGUGGCGAUCAAGAGAGGGGAAACAGAAACAGGUACCAAGAUGAAGAAGUUUCAAGAGAAAGAGAGCGCGUUCGAGUCGGAAUUAGCCUUCUUGUCACGACUACACCACAAGCAUUUGGUUAGGUUAGUAGGAUUCUGUGAUGAAAAAGAUGAAAAGCUCUUAGUUUAUGAGUACAUGAAGAAUGGAGCAUUGUAUGAUCAUUUGCAUGGCAAGAACAAUGUGGAUAAGAAUAGUAGUGUCUUGAAUUCUUGGAGAAUGAGGAUCAAAAUCGCAUUGGACGCUUCGCGAGGGAUUGAGUAUCUCCAUAAUUAUGCAGUUCCUUCUAUAAUUCACCGAGAUAUCAAGUCUUCCAAUAUCCUUAUUGAUGCCACUUGGACAGCAAGAGUAUCCGAUUUCGGAUUGUCAUUGAUGAGUCCGGAAUCUGAUAUUGAUUUCCGGCCAACAAAGGCAGCCGGAACAGUCGGAUACAUCGAUCCUGAGUACUAUGGUCUAAAUGUAUUGACAGCAAAGAGUGAUGUCUAUGGUCUUGGAGUGGUGCUGCUAGAACUCUUAACCGGAAAGCGAGCCAUAUUCAAAAUCGACGAAACUUCAGGCACCCCGGUGAGCAUAGUGGACUUUGCCGUGCCUGCGAUCAAGGUUGGGGAAUUGGCGAAAAUUUUGGACCCAAGGGUUGCGCCGCCUGAGUUGAAUGAAAUGGAAGCUCUGGAGCUUGUGGCCUAUACUGCCAUGCAUUGUGUGAAUUUGGAGGGAAAGGAUAGACCAACAAUGGCUGACAUUGUGGCAAAUUUGGAGCGCGCUUUAUCCCUUUGUGAAAGUAGUAGCCAUGGCAGCAUUUCCAGUGGUACAAUCUCUGUUGUAUCAGAAUAAUAUUAUCAUUUUCCCCCAUGAUUCUUUGUCAUAAAUUAUAUGAGUAUACACAUUAUAGGAAUUUCAUCUAACAUUAAGCUGUGUAGCGUAGAAUUUUGUUAAACACCAACAGCUAGUGAAGUUGAACAAUUUUCAUGUAUUUACCAAACAAAAAAAAGGCAGUUAAUAUUUUUCAUGUUGAUUAUGGGUCUAUAAGGUCUAUAAGUACACACUAAUCUUUUUUCAACUCCUCUUUUUGUCAUUCAACAUUAUGCGACAAGUCUGAACAUGAGUAAAUAAUCAUAUUA
Messenger RNA from Arachis ipaensis, 2856 nucleotides. Its product is annotated as putative serine/threonine-protein kinase-like protein CCR3. Gene Ontology annotation, biological process: protein phosphorylation. The record is from RefSeq and is a predicted model, not a curated record. Gene Ontology annotation, molecular function: ATP binding; protein kinase activity. NCBI's taxonomy places the organism in Eukaryota, Viridiplantae, Streptophyta, Magnoliopsida, Fabales, Fabaceae.